AUGAGGUCGGCAACUUACCUCUCGCUCCUACUUACUGCAUGGACGGCGGCAGCAGCACCGAAAGCCAGUCAGGGCUUUUCCAAAACUUCUGUAAACACAAGCUCUGGUGUCUUCGCUCCGUACUUCUCUAUUUCGCAGCCCGACGUUGCUUCUUUUCUUGAUAUUCCCUACGCCGAAAGCCCAGUUGGAAAUCUCCGAUUCGCACCACCUCUCGCGAAGAGAUACCCGGGCGACAAGGUUAUCAGAGCGACAAAUCUUCCAGCUGGCUGCUUUCAGUAUGUUGCGCCUUACCUCCGCGGUACUGUGACGGAUGGCCCAGUCACUGCUGCAGCAUUCCAGCGAAACGACUUCUCGAAUACCACCGAAGACUGCUUACGACUAUCAAUUUUCGCUCCGGCAAAGACCACCAAGAACAACUCUUCCUCUAAACCUCUAGCCAAAGGGAAGUCUUUGCCGGUGCUUAUCUGGGUCCACGGCGGCGGGUACAGCUUCGGCGGCAUCAACGUUCCCUUCCAGCUUGCGCCGAAAUGGGUUCAGCGAAGUCAGAAGCAUAUCGUCGUUCAGGUCCAAUACCGCCUCAACCUCCUAGGUCUCCCAAAUGCGGCAGGGCUAGUUGAGACUGAUAAGAACUUUGACCUGCCUUUCCUUGACCAACGCGUUGCAAUUGAAUGGGUUCGCGACAACAUUGCCAACUUUGGCGGUGACCCCAAUCGCAUCACGCUAUGGGGUGAGAGCGCGGGAGCGUACUCGGUAGAUGGAUAUUUGUUCGCUUGGCCUCAUGAUCCGAUCGUUAAAGGAGUCAUCGCGGACUCUGGGAACGCGGUGGCUAUCCCGAGCGUCUUGUCCGACCCGAACAACCACACGACUUUCUCAUUUGUUGCGGACAGGCUUGGGUGCGGCAAUUUGUCAGCUGCGGCGGAGCUCAAGUGUAUGCGCCAGGUUUCUGCAUCCAAGAUCAAGACGUACCUUCAGGCAGGUAUUGGAGAAGGUGGCGCCGCCGAUGAUGCUGUCGCAUUUGGAGCGUUCGCCGAUAACAUGACCAUCUUCAGCAACUACACUGAGAGAAUCGGCAAAGACGGCGUCAAGUUUCCAACCCAGAUACCGCUUCUAAUCGGGACAAACACAAAUGAAGGAGCUGUAGUGGUCCCUUACAACUUCACAGGCACCGAUGCAGCAACCGAAUUGCCAAGCGACCUCGCCAAAAUCGCGCAGGGCUUCUCGCUCAAUCUACAAUGCACCACUCUGGAGGAAGUACGGCUUAGGUCCGAAGCUGGAGCGACGACGUAUCAAUACCUCUACGACGGCAACUUCACCAACAUAUCGCCACUGCCGUGGUUGGGCGCCUACCACACAGCUGAGCUUCCCCUGAUUUUCGGCACUCACGACAUUGACAGACCGUCAACGGACUUUGAAAAGAGGGUGAGCGAGCGGAUGCAAGACCUGUAUCUUCAAUUCGCCAUCGACCCUGAGAAUGGACUGAGAAGUGCUGGUUGGCCAGCAGCAACUGCGCAACUGAAUCAGUCGCGGUUGAUUGAGUGGGCUGCUGGGAACAAGGUCGAGCAGGUAAUUACAGCCGAGGCCCUGCGUGAAGAAUGUGUACGGAAUGGCUUUGCCGUUUGA
Colletotrichum gloeosporioides is the source of this 1620-nucleotide messenger RNA. RefSeq names its product Carboxylesterase 1C. Bases 1 to 1620 code for a protein of 539 amino acids. The record is from RefSeq and is a predicted model, not a curated record. The transcript has a single exon. NCBI's taxonomy places the organism in Eukaryota, Fungi, Ascomycota, Sordariomycetes, Glomerellales, Glomerellaceae.